Osmia bicornis bicornis is the source of this 1216-nucleotide messenger RNA. Its product is annotated as S-formylglutathione hydrolase. Lineage: Eukaryota; Metazoa; Arthropoda; Insecta; Hymenoptera; Megachilidae. The transcript has 5 exons. The coding region runs from base 141 to 1079 and encodes 312 amino acids. The record is from RefSeq and is a predicted model, not a curated record. Gene Ontology annotation, cellular component: cytosol. Gene Ontology annotation, molecular function: S-formylglutathione hydrolase activity. Gene Ontology annotation, biological process: formaldehyde catabolic process.
AAGUUCCAUACAAUUUAAACGGUAUUUAUCGAAACCUCCUAAUCACUGUAAGGUUACAUAUAUAUUAUCGUUAUCAAAGAACUUGUAACACAAAGUUGUGUAUUGAUAGUUGAAAUUAAAAAGAACUGUUAUCACCAUUUAUGGUAGUAAGAAUCAUCCACGUAGCUAAACUAAACUUUUGUUACAAAAGAUUGAACGUCUGUAAUUUCACGCGAUACAAGAUGCCUGACAUUACCGAAGUUUCGAGUAAUAAAUGCUUUGGAGGAUGGCAAAAAGUCUAUUCGCACGAGAGCUAUGAAUUGAGAUGUAAAAUGAAUUUUGGAAUAUUUCUUCCACCCCAAGUGGAAGAAGGGCCUGUUCCUGUUAUCUACUGGUUAUCUGGUCUAACAUGUACAGAAGCAAAUUUUAUUCAAAAAGCAGGUGCACAAAAAUAUGCUUCUGAGCAUGGAGUAAUUUUAGUUGCACCUGAUACAAGUCCUCGUAAUCUUAAUAUACCUGGGGAAGAUGAUGACUGGGAUUUUGGAAGUGGUGCUGGUUUUUAUGUUGAUGCAACAAAGGAACCAUGGAAUAAAAAUUAUAGAAUGUAUAGCUAUGUUACUAAAGAAUUACUGGCUCUGAUUAAUGAAAAAUUUCCCGUUUUACCGCAUAAACAAUCUAUAAUGGGACACAGUAUGGGUGGACAUGGAGCUUUGAUAUGUGCUUUAAAAAAUCCUGGUUUGUAUAAGACUGUUUCUGCAUUUGCACCCAUAAGCAACCCAAUCUUAUGCUCAUGGGGUAAGAAAGCUUUUUCUGGUUACUUUGGUGGAACAGAAACUAAUGUUGCAUGGAAAGACUGGGAUGCUACUGAACUGGCUAAAAAGUAUAAUGGCCCUCCUUUGGAUAUUUUGGUUGAUCAGGGAAAAGAAGACGAGUUUUGGAAAGAUGGCAAACUAUUACCAGAGAAUUUGUUGGCCGUUGCAAAAGAUGCUGGAUUAUCAUUGGUUCUUAGGUUUCAAGAAGGCUACGAUCACGGGUAUUUUUUCAUAGCUACAUUUAUUGAAGAUCAUAUUAAGCAUCAUGUAAAAUACCUUAAAAGUUAAUUUAAUGUAUGUUCUUCUAUUUUUUGUAUAUUAAAAACAAAUUUUUAAUAACACUUUAUAUAAUGAAAAUAAUCAUAUUAAUGAGGGUACAAAAAUAUUUAACUCGAUUUAAAUAAACUGAUGCUAUGAAAUAUUAA